CCCUAAACCCUCGAGAAGCUGACACCCAAACCUUGGUGAAAAACUUUUAACUUCUUGAUCAAUUGCAUAAUUAGCCAAAACGGGUCUACCUGUGUGGAUGCUUGGGUUGGGUGCGGAUCGGUUGCGGGCCGAUAUGAACCGUUUACUUGCACUACUCUUUCACCAGGGAGUGCUGGAUGAGCAGUUCUUGCAGCUGCAGCAGCUUCAAGAUGAAAGCUCCCCGAACUUUGUAUCAGAAGUUGUGAAUAUCUACUUCCAUGAAUCGGAGAAGCUCCUGAGGAAUCUCAGAGGAUUACUGAUGGAUAGAGAGUGCUCGGACUACAAGAAAAUGGGAAUCCAUUUAAAUCAGUUUAUAGGAAGUAGCUCUAGUAUUGGCGCCAAAAGAGUCAGAAAUGUGUGUGUUGCCUUUCGCGCCGCUUCUGAGCAGAACAAUCGAGCUGGAUGCUUGAGAGCUUUGGAGCUGCUGGAGCACGAGUACUGCUACCUCAAGAACAAGAUGCACGAACUGUUCCAGCUUGAGCAGCAGAGACUGUUAGCAGCUGGAGUGAGAUACCCAAUGCAGAAUUGAACCAAUACUAUGGGUUCCUCAUCCAUUUGGGUACUAUUUUCAUCUGGGUUUUUGCUAAAAACCAAGCUAAACUACCAGGGCUACUGUAAUAUUGCUGCUAGUCUGCUACGUCUAGAGAAUGGAAAAGCGGCUACUGUUACUUGCCUUCAAUGUAGAGUUAAUUCUUUUUUUUUUUUUUUUUUUUUAGAAUUUUGUCAGGUUGUAAGUUUGAAUGAAAAUGAUCUAGCAAGUUGAGAAUUUCAGUUCCUGUUGUGAUAUCAAUUCUUUUUUCAAGUUAGCGGUCAGUGUUAUAUGGGUUCAGCUUUUCGUAGAUGUGUUAAUCAGGGCUUCUAAUAUAACUGUGACCUUUAACAGCUGUGAGUCUGUGACCUGUGCCGG
Molecule: messenger RNA, 946 nt
Organism: Hevea brasiliensis (rubber tree)
Lineage: Eukaryota; Viridiplantae; Streptophyta; Magnoliopsida; Malpighiales; Euphorbiaceae
Product: pseudo histidine-containing phosphotransfer protein 6
Exons: 5
Coding region: 98-568 (156 amino acids)
Biological process (GO): phosphorelay signal transduction system; cytokinin-activated signaling pathway; phosphorylation
Cellular component (GO): nucleus; cytoplasm
Molecular function (GO): histidine phosphotransfer kinase activity; protein histidine kinase binding
Source: RefSeq, a predicted model, not a curated record